Messenger RNA from Linum tenue, 2685 nucleotides. The record is from the annotation of a GenBank genome assembly. Lineage: Eukaryota; Viridiplantae; Streptophyta; Magnoliopsida; Malpighiales; Linaceae.
AUGGCGACAGAAAGAAUAAGAAAAAAACCAGGAAGAAGAAUGAAAACUCCUUCAUCACUACCGCCAAAUUCAAAACCAAGCUCGACCCAUUACGGCUCGUCGACGGAACCCCAAUACCCAUAUCAUGUUGCCACGUUCCUCUUGCUGAGCUCCAUCCCGUCCUUUGCCGCCGGCGCGCCAUUUGUGCCGGACGACCGAUUCCUAAUCGCCUGCGGAUCCAAGAGCCAGCUCCAACUCCCCGACGGCCGCACGUUCAUGAGCGACGAAGAAGCCAAAGGGUUCCUCAAGAGCGAAGAGAACAAUCUCGCCUCCGUUCCUUCCGCCGACGUCCCUUCCUCUGUUUACCUAAACGCGAGGAUUUUCACCGCCGAGGCAACCUAUAGUUUCACCCUAAAAUCCCCCGGAUGGCAUUGGGUUCGCCUCUAUUUCUACCCACUGAAGAACAAUAACAAGGAUUUGAAAACGGCUAGGUUUACGGUGACGACGGAUAAAUACGUUCUCCUCCACGAUUUCAAUCAGGGGAACGAGACCGCCGUUUUCAAAGAGUACCUUCUCCACCUAACAGACCAGAUCUUCUCGAUCCACUUCAAGCCCACGAAAGAUUCCGCAGCUUUUAUCAACGGGAUUGAAAUUGUUUCCGCUCCCGACGAAUUGAUCGCCGAUGAAGGAACUGGGCUUUUCCCGGUGAGCGGAUUCCCUGGCUUGACCAAUUACGGGUACCAGGUUGUUUACAGGUUGAAUAUGGGUGGGAGUUUGAUUACUCCGAAGAAUGAUACUUUGGGGAGGACAUGGGAUAAUGAUAGGCGUUACCUUAAGGCGGAGGUUUUGGCUCAGAAUGUAACAGUCCCUACCUCGGCGAUUAACUAUGGGAAGACGAUUACGCCAUUGAUAGCGCCGCCUUACGUGUACGCAACUGCCGAUAAGAUGGCUGAUGCGCAAACGAACGAGGCCAAUUUCAAUAUUACCUGGAAUUUGGAUGCUGACCCUUCGUUUAAUUAUCUGAUCCGGCUUCAUUUCUGUGACAUUGUGAGCAGGUCUUUGAAUUCUCUCUACUUCAAUGUGUAUAUCAAUGAGAGAACAGCCAUCGCUUCGCUGGAUUUGUCUGGGCUUACAGGUCAAUUGGCAUCUCCAUACUUCAAAGAUAUUGUGGUGAGUUCUGCGUUGAUAACUAAAGGGCUUGUAGUUGAGAUUGGUCCUACGCAUGUGGAUACAGGAAGUAAAGAUGCUGUUUUGAAUGGUUUGGAAGUGCUGAAGAUGAGCAAUUCUGUUGAUAGCUUGGAUGGAGAGUUUGGUAUUGAUGGGCGGCAAGCUAUAGCGAAUCGCAACACGGUUGCAGCUGUUGGGUUUGCGAUGAUGUUUGGGGCUUUUGUGGGUCUGGGUGCAAUGGUGAUGAAGUGGCAUAAAAGGCCACAGGAUUGGCAGAGAAGGAACAGUUUCUCCUCGUGGUUGCUUCCUCUCCACGCUGGUGAUAGUAGUUUCCUCUCCAAGGGCUCAUUGGGUUCCCACAAGUCGAACUUCCACUCAUCGACAUUUGGGUUGGGGCGAUUCUUCUCCCUCGCGGAGUUGCAGGAAGCUACCAAGAACUUCGAUUCGAGCUUCAUAAUCGGGGUGGGAGGGUUUGGAAAUGUGUAUCUUUGUGAGAUUGAUGAGGGCACCAAAGUUGCUGUGAAGAGAGGGAACCCACAAUCCGAGCAAGGGAUCAACGAGUUUCAGACAGAGAUUCAGAUGUUGUCGAAGCUGAGGCAUAGGCAUUUGGUUUCGUUGAUCGGAUACUGUGAUGAGAACGAUGAGAUGAUCUUGGUUUACGAGUUCAUGUCUCAAGGACCCUUUAGAGACCAUCUCUAUGGCAAGAACUUGCCCCCAUUGUCGUGGAAGCAGAGGCUGGAGAUCUGCAUUGGUUCAGCUCGUGGACUGCAUUACCUGCACACAGGGACAGCACAAGGGAUCAUUCACAGGGAUGUCAAGACGACGAACAUCUUGCUCGAUGAUGCAUUUGUGGCUAAAGUUGCUGACUUUGGAUUGUCGAAAGAUGGGCAGAUGGGGCAGAACCAUGUGAGCACUGCUGUGAAGGGAAGCUUUGGGUACUUGGAUCCAGAGUAUUUCAGGAGGCAGCAGCUGACUGACAAAUCUGAUGUGUAUUCCUUUGGGGUGGUGUUGCUAGAGGCAUUGUGUGCUAGGCCGGCGAUUAAUCCAGCACUGCCGAGGGAGCAAGUGAAUUUGGCUGAGUGGGCUAUGCAGUGGAAGAGGAAAGGGUUGUUGGAGAAGAUCAUCGAUCCUCAUCUUGCCGGGGCUAUCUGCCCCGAAUCGAUGACCAAAUUCGCUGAGGCUGCGGAGAAAUGCUUGGCUGAACAUGGUGUGGAUAGGCCUAGCAUGGGAGAUGUGUUGUGGAACUUGGAGUAUGCAUUGCAGCUUCAAGAGCAGUUCUUACAAGGGAAGAAUGGAGAUGAUAAUGGGGAUAAAGAAUCUCCAACAGGAGCACCUGGUGCAGCUCCUGCUGCUGCUACUACUGUUCCUGUUGCUGCCUCACCAGCUUCAUUGCCACCUGCUGCUCCCCAGACCUCUGAUUCUUCUUCUUCGCGGGACAAGGAGAAUCAGAAUCGAGGAGGGCCAAGUGAAGUUCCUGCCAUUAGUGAACACUCUGGCACUGCCAUGUUUGCACAAUUCUCUGACCUAAGUGGAAGGUAA